Molecule: messenger RNA, 1492 nt
Organism: Ooceraea biroi (clonal raider ant)
Lineage: Eukaryota; Metazoa; Arthropoda; Insecta; Hymenoptera; Formicidae
Gene: pasi1
Product: septate junction component pasiflora 1
Biological process (GO): establishment of glial blood-brain barrier; regulation of tube length, open tracheal system; septate junction assembly
Cellular component (GO): plasma membrane
Source: RefSeq, a predicted model, not a curated record
GACACGACGCCAUUAACCGUACGCCCACCGACGCGUGCAUGGCACUCUCUGUCAGUUCUGCUGUUAUUCUGAAGCGAUUCGAGCAUUCGAAUCUUGGCGAACUCGGAGCGUGGAGGCAAUCCACGCCUGCACAAGAAAUUCGAUUGAGAUUGCGCGUUUCUCUUAGAAAACUUUGUGAAUAAUGGCGAUCUUGGAAUCUUGUUGGUCACCGUGCAUCUGGUCGAACAGCGUUAAGACCGGCUGCAAAGCUAUAGCGUUUUACACAGUGGCAAUUAGUAUAGUACUAAUUACGCUAAUAUGCUAUCAACUGGCUGGAGGAGACUCCACGCAGAUAUACAAUCCAUUGUUCGAGGCUGAUGUGAGAGGCUCCAUGCAAGUUGUUGGAGGCUUUCUCAUCUUUUAUCUGCUUCUGCUGAUUAUAAGCGCCCUAUUGCUGGUUUAUGGCGUAAGAGAAGGAGUUCGUGGAUGGUUACUACCAUGGCUCGUUGGAUGGUUCAUCGUCUGUUUGUUCCAGUUAGUCUUUGGAUUGUGGCUUUUAGGCGGUUACUAUAUCUACUUGGACUCUGUAUUCGCGACAUUAUGCAAUUGGCUUUGGAUGUCUUACAACAUUUACUGUUGGCUGGUUGUUUUGUCAAUGUAUCGAAUAUUCGCAAAACUGCAAUCUCCCAACAUUGAACUUUUGUGGCCUUGAAGGAAAGCACGAUAUAAGUACGUAAUACGUACGAGUACAUUAAUUAUCACCAAAGUAAGGGAGAAUCUCUAUUGAAAUUCGCUCGUAAGAGUCUGUACAAGAGUAUGCGAAUCUCUUUAAGGGAUAACGAAAACAGUUGUCAGCUCCUUUUAAUAUCUAUAUUAGAAAAAAAGUUGAACGAAUAGUUGAGGAAACAAGAUUUGCCUUUUCAUCGACUCUCACAUAUCACUAUAAUCUUCCUUACAUGUAGAGAUUUUUUUGUAACAUACUUUUGUGAUAUGAUAUAAAUAUACGCAUGCACUUUUCCAGUAGCGCUUUGAAAAAUUGUAGAAGCGAUUUUAGAUCAUACCGAGCAUGACGAGAUGGUUAAAAUAAUUUUAAUUAAGGCGUUAACGUACCUUUUUAUUCAAACGUCAAUAAUUUACAAUUAAUUAAUUAAACAACUAAUCGAUGAAAAGGUUUUUAUGUUAUAACGGAAGACUGAGAGAGGCCUUUUUCAAAAUAUCCGUCCAAAUCACUUAAGAAAAGUUAUUUGAGGACUUGAAAUCUCCUUUAAAGAGCUAAGUAAAUUUAUAAUAGUAUCACGUUCGAUGUGAGAAUAUACGUUAGGUCUUUUUACAUGACCACCAUUAUUGUAACAAUUUUAUAGAGAGAGAUUAUACAGUUUUUCUAGAAAUUAUUUUUUCUACGAAUUUGAUUGAAUAUACUCAUAAAUGUCAUUAUUUGAUAUAAAAAUAAAAGUACCUAUUUAUAUACCUAUCUAUGAGAACAAUGUAUAAUAAUAAAACAAAUUUUUUGUUA